Symbiodinium sp. CCMP2592 is the source of this 5760-nucleotide messenger RNA. NCBI's taxonomy places the organism in Eukaryota, Dinophyceae, Suessiales, Symbiodiniaceae. The record is from the annotation of a GenBank genome assembly.
AUGCUUCGAGAACUGGCUCUCAGCCAGAAGGUGCUGCUGCCAGGGCAGCAGCCCCCGGGGGUCGAAGAUGAAAAUGUCGAGACCGCUGCGACUUCGAAACUAAAGUACGGCUUUCUCGGGCUACAUGUAUGCAAGCAAGGCCUUUCCACCCUCCUUGGUGUAGGCUGGAAUCCCCGCCUCAGUACCAUCCUGAAAAGUGUUUUGGAGGGUCGACGCUCGGCCCCUGUCGACAGACGGUUUAUGGAACGCCCUAUGAACGAUGCUAGGCCAGUGUAUUCGGAGGUAGUUUCCCAUCUUCAAACACUGUACGAAUCGGUGGCGGAGACGCUACCUUUUGAACAGACUGGAGAAGACGACGAUGAACCCGACGAGUACAAUGUCCACCCCGCAUCGGGGCCAGAAUUGAGGUAUUUGCCACCUGGUUCAGUUUACGAUUUGUGGCGGCAGUACCAGGCUACUUCUCAGUCCUCCUGUUCGUGGCAAUGUUUCCACAGUGCCUGGACCAACGAAUUCAGAAACAAACUCACCUUCCGUAACAAGUACACCUUCGGCAUUUGUCCUACGUGCGUCAAACAUAAAUUGAUGCUCCGUCAACUUGGUCAUGAUGCGGUGGGUCGUCUUCGACAACGGAACUUGUACGAUAGACAUUUGGCCAGCCAGUUUGCCGACAGACGCUGUUACUGGAACAUGAGGGCAAGCAGCAGGGUACACUUCAAGACGGUAACACUGGUCAUCGAUGCUAUAGAUCAAGCGAAGUUUGGUAUGCCUCGCUCACCAGUGUUUUCUGAACACCUGUUUCAACAGUAUGCUCGGCCAAGAUUGCACGUCUAUGGUAUCCUCGUUCAUGGAUAUGCUGCAUACCUAGCCGUCAUGGACGCAGACGUCUCGAAAGGAGGAUCGACGACGACGGAUUUGCUCUACUUUGUGUUGAGCCGUCUGAAAAAACGUGGUCUGCCAUUGGAAGACUUUGAGGUGAACCUCCAACUGGACAACACAGCAUCGUCCAACAAGAACAAUACGAUGCUCUCAGCUGCCGCAGCUCUCGUGUUUUUCGGUUUGGCCAAGGUGGUACGCCUCACGUUUCUACGUGUGGGACACACACACGAGGAUAUAGACCAAUGGCUGGGGGAACUGGCAGGCUUCAUCCGCAGAAAGGUGCCCAUCUGCGAGACGCCCGACUGCCUCAUCCGUGUGCUGAACAGCGAGUUCAUGCCGAGAACACGGUGCAAACAGUGGAUGGCGGACUCGGCCUACAGCUGCCGCUUGGUCCACGUGACAAAGGAAGACAUGCGGAAGCUGCCGGGCUCCAUCCCUCCAGGAUUCCUGCCCCGACGGCCUGCACCGCCAAAGUACCGGAAGAUGAUAGAAAGUUUGGCCGCGGCGAUAAGGGCCCCUCCGUUCGGGUCCGGGUUGAGUCGCGCCGCCACCUAUCUUGAAAAAUGGGUUUCUGGCGCCGCGACCCUGAACGAGCCCCUGGAAUGCUUGCAUCUGCAACCCUGUGCUGCUGCUGUUGCCUCGGGGAACAGACCUGCUAGUGUCGCUGUGCCCAUGUCCAUGGAGCCUGAACAGUCGGUGGUUCGUGUCAGCAACAGCAGCCCUUCGGUGGAGUCAGGGCACACAAGCAGUGGCAAGAUGACGCUCAUCAAUGAGAUGGCUUCGACUAUGCACAGCAAUGGUAUGACCUGGCUAGAUGCUUUCAACGAAGCCUACCGCAUGUGGUCUCAGCUGCCAAUGCCGGUGCAAGCACAACUGAGCUCUGCCACCGAGCCGGAGCAGCAGGAUGAUGCCAACGUGCCUCUCGAAGCAGAGUUGACACUGGGUGCUCAAACCAACAUGUCUCACGCAAGCAGUCCUCCUUGUGUGCCCGAUGUAGAAGCCGUUGAAUCCUCCAGUCGUUUCCUGCCAGCUGUCCGAAAAAUGUUCGUGUCCAUCAUGGGGCUGCAGCAGUUCUCCUAUUGGACGGACCAUCAAGGCGAGAUGCUGAGGGAGGUAUUCCAGCAGCUCUGGAUUCACGGCGACUUGACGGAGUUACAAUUGCAAAACAUCAGGACCUUCGUUGACCUACUCACUUCCUUGAGAACUAUGCCUCCAGAUUCGCAGGACGGUCGCAUGAUCACAACAGCUCUUCCCCGACGUCAGAUCGACCCACGACUUCAGGAGGACUGGUACUUGAAAACCCCUGAGAACAGAGAGGACAUGCUCUUGCACUUGGAUGUCAUCGCCGUGGUUCUCGACAAUUGCAAGGAGCCUUGUCCACGGCCGUUGGAUCUGAGGCUUGUGUGUCUCGGGACAAACAUGGGAAAACGUGCCGGUGACAACAGUGGCCAGAACAAGCAGAAGGCCACUCGCAAGGCCUCGUCGAACGACCUGGACUUGGAAGCUCAGGCUGCCAAAGCUCUCGGGGCUGCUGAAGCGAUUCCUUGGUGGACAGAUGCCAUGGCCAUGCUAGACAAGAUACUGUCCGACGACGGUGCAGCCAAUUUCCUUUUGAAGAAAUUCCCCUCUGUGGAUGCUCGCCUGGAGUUUGCUGCAAAGUUGAAGGAUCUGUUUCCGGUUCCUGAUGGAGAAGUGUUGGCAGCUCCGCACUUUACGCCGGGGGUGCACAACAUUGCCAUUUGGCAGUGUUGCUACCAUGCCCAAGCCGGCAAUAAAGGAUUGGUGGCCAACGAAUUCAUGAACAGCUUGGUGACCCUCAUCUUGCUUGAAGGAUUUCGAUCGAACGCGGCUGUGCUGCCAGGAGUCGAGUACUUAGUCAUCCAGUCGUUGGUUCCGGUCUACUUCGAGGAAGUAUGGCUCACCCCUGAACUGGAGCCGGGAACGUUCCCGAUCCAUAGCAUAGGGUUCAUCAAAGGCUGGACCCGAUGUCUGGCGAUGGUGACAGCAGCCUACAUCAUCUCCGAACUCGGGGUCAUGGAUUGGUACAAAACCCACAUGCCGAGUCAGUGGCAGUCGUUCUGCUGCAUCAAAGCCAUGGUGCCCACCGAAGCCACCUCGGAAGUCGAUCGGAUCGCUUCAAACAGGGGUCACUUGGCUGUAGUGUAUAUUACACUGGCUUCCGUGCUCACACGGGCGGCACCCAACUGCUUCAACACGCUUCACCAAUUGUAUCGCAGAGUCAAACAUGGCGAGUCUGUCGAAUCCAUCGUCAAGCAGUACGAAAACCCAAGGAGUGUCCGGUCGGUUCUUGGAAUGGGGCCUGCGGAAUCCCAGGCGGUUGUCAACUUGGUUCACUAUAUCCCCGCCCCAGCGAAGGACCUUCUCGCAAAGGCAGCCGUGCAGUACGGGAUGAGAAAAGGAGUUGUGUCGCACGCCGGGCUGGGGUGUGCUCACCUGCGACCUGGAAAUGGUCCGGAUGUGCCGAUUGCCAGCUGGAAGGAGAGGUUGGCUUACAGCCAGUCGUCGGUGCUACUAUGUUGCCAACGAUUGGUGAUGGAGUUUGCCGACGCAGCUCCGAAUAUGCGAAAGACCAACGGAGCCCCAGAAGUGGCACGGAUGUCCAAAAUCUGCCGAGCCUGGGAGGUGGUGGAAGCCGAAAUCCGUGGCCAGCUUACCUCGGAGCAGUUCGCGAAGGCAAAGAAGGGCUUGCAUGACUGCUUCAUGGCCGGUAACUUUGACGACUGGUUGAUGCAGAUCACAGAGGAGUGCCCUGCCAUUAUCAACUUGAAGGAGGUCGCUCAGUUCAAGUCGUUGCUAGAGCAGCAUGCCAGCGAACUCGAGAAGGCUGCCAUCGACAAGUCCCGGGCCCUCCAGAUUCAGGUCGAGGCAGCGACGUUUGCGAAAAUGGAGGCAGACCUGGCUGCAGACGAAGCCAAGCUGAGGCAGUACGCCAAAGACGAGCACAGCCGAACGGCAACUGCAGCAUCCAUGGCUUUGAAUGCUGAGCGGAGACGCUAUGUCAAAGGCAUGGAUCAGGUGUCAAGUUUCAGCGAUGUCUGGCUCAGGGUGCGAACUUGUCCGGUGUCCGCAUGGGAUAUGCAAAUCGCUGAGUACCGCAGGCAGCUGGCAGAGCAUGUGACGACAUCCCCCGACAAGAGGUUCUUGCUCCUGGUGUUGGACAUGACCGUCGCACCCCCGAACAUGGAGAUCGAUGAGAUGACGAAGGCCGCCGCCAGCAUUCUUCAUGCCAGUGGCCAGCAUGCCCUGUUUUUGCUCUUACCUCAGCAGUACAAGAAUCAAACCAUGUCGGCCUUGCUGCUCGCCGAGCGCCGCAUCGUGGACAAGCUCCUGGCUGCAGCGGUGAACUUGGAGAAUUCCGUCAGUAUCCACUACAAGGUCGACAGCAUGCACGCUGCCGACAAAAGGCGGCUCUCCACGCAAGCACGGUUCGCCGUCUCAGCUAAGGUUGAUGCUACUGCUUGGUUGGAGUCUGACAUCACUCGUGGCAAGAUCGAAUCAGUGCCACUCGUGCGAGUGAAGGAGAUGAAAGCCGUGGCAAUGCCAGGGUCGGUGAGCUCCGAUGUUUCAUGGGAGCUGUCCCCUGCAGAGCGGUUGGUUCACCGAGGGUCCGCCGCAGCGGCCGGCAUGGUGGAUGCCAUCGUGACCAACUCCCCGGCGAAUCGACCCAACACGCUGCUGUCUGUCAUUGAGCUGAGAAUGACACCGAACAACGCAGACUGGGCACAGGGCUGCUGGCAGCUCACCAAAGACUGGGGUGCGAGAACUGACCGACCCAAGAUAUCCUACCUUGGGCUCUGCAAGGAAGCUUCACCUGUGCGAAGUCAUAUGGCCUCGGUCUUGAUGGAAGAAUGGUGGCCAAAUCAACCGGGGGGAGGCCCAGCUCAGGUUGAAUCGGUCGCUACAAGCUUGCCAGACUUGACACUGGCCACCAUCGGUGCUGAUGGCAUGCCUGUGUUGCCCGCGGUGGUGCUCGAAAAGUUCGAUCGGCAUGAAACGUAUGGUGGCCCGUGGGCGAAGCUUGUUUCGAAUUUCCGUGCUUGCAUGGCCACCGACGUUGUGCCGAAGCUGAGUGUGAGUGCCAGGGCUUCUCGGGAAACCGUCGAGGGUGCUGCAACUGGUGGUGCAGCCGUUGCCAACGGGCCGGACUACAGCAUCGCUCCUUUUCCGACCCAGCCUCCACGGGUGAUCUUUCCGACUACCCCCGCAGCAGAUUUCAGAAUGGACGACGUGCUCUUCAACGUGAAAGCCACUCGAGGGUUGCCAGCAUUGCACAUCGACAAAGACUUCAACGUCUACAUGUCUGUGGAAGCCACCCUGUCCUUGGAGCCGCAGGAGCUGUUCGGCUUCAACCUGGGCACUGCUGCACCCGAUCCCAACACCAGCAUCAAGUGGGAGCUCUCUGACGAUGUGGCCUCCGUUUUCAUGGACGACGGCCAGGGCAAUCGAAAGCUUUGUACUGUUGCAGACGCCCGUCACCACGCCUUCUCCGCAAUGCACAUCCCCGAUAUCGGCCUUCAGAACUACGACGUUACCCCCUUGAAGGCAAUGUCGCUAGAUCACCAGAGGGACAACGGCACGGAAAUCUUCAUGAGGUGUGCUGUGGUGUCGGCUGGGGACUACAUCUUCUUUUGCCCCACGAGAUUGACCGAUGAGCAGGUGGCCGAUGGGACGUUGAAGCGAGCAGCCGCAGGUGCUGUGUACAUGGACAACAUGCAGAAGCUUGGGGAGCUGGAGCAUGCCAAGAUCGUGUGGCAGUGUUGCUACCAGUCGCAAGCACCGGCGCUGAUCAAGCCAGUGAAGCCCAAACUUUUCAUUGUGUGCAACACACACUUGGAGCCGGGGUACUUCUACAAGUUGACCUGA